AUGGAUCCCCAGGCCUCUCCCCCGAAGCGGAUGACUCGAGCCAGAGCUGCAGCAAAAGCUACUGAGUCAUCGGUCAAGACCACAAAGAUCGUGACUGCCGCCGCAAAGGCAAAGACCACACGGGCUACAUCGGCUACCAUCGCCAGCAAGAGAAAGACCCGAGCUGACGACGUCGACACCGAAGACGAGGACGAGCUUCGCCAGACGGAGCCGGAGCAGCCUCUUAAAUCAGCAAUGAAGCCAGCCGCCAAAGCCACACGAGGCCGGCCCAAGAAGGUCGUGGAGCCGGAGCCCGAAGCAGCACCUGCCCCUGUGCGUGCGACUCGCGGGCGGCCCCCGAAGAAGGCCGCUUCAGAGCCCGUCAAGGAGGAGCCUGUGAGGACUACGCGUACACGCGCCAAGAAAGUACAGACGGACGAGGAGGCAGACGAGAUCAACGCCGAGCCGGUGAAGAAGACCAUUCGCGGCCGUGCGGCGACGGUCACCAAGCCGACUGUCAAGAAGUCGGUCAAGUUCGAGGAACCCGACAAGGAGAAUGUGGUUCCUGCCUCUGCCGCGACCAAGGGCAAGCCUGCUGCCAAGCCUGCUGAGUCUACAGCUGGCCUUCGAGGCAGGCCUGUUCGAAAGGCUGCUCCUGCUACGAGGGCAACCCGAACAACUAAAUCCUCGGCUGCCGAGAAGAAAGACAGCAAGGCGCCCACACCUCUGAGCCCUAAGAAGGUUACUCAGAUGCCUGUUUCAAGAGACUCGGACUCUGAGGACGAGCUGGGAGCUACUCCCAAACCCACCUUCAGGUCCCUGAUGAAGAGCCCUGUCAAGGCCAGUAUUGGUGGUAAUGCUCCCAAGCUUGCGCCUACAUCAACCCAAGACGAUGAUGAUGAGGCAACCACUACCCAGACUUUGGAUGCUGCUCCAUCCAUCAUUCUUGGCAGCCCGGCCCGUCGACCGCCUCCCUCUCCGUACAAGGAUGCCAUGAAGUCCCCAGCUAGAAGAGUGGAUAGUAUCCCUAGCCUUGGUCUAUCCACUACCAAGAAUGCCAGCAAUACCACCCAAUCGCCACACAAGGCGCCUCUGCUCCAGUCACCUGCUAAGCGACCUGCCGCGUCGCCCAUGAAGUCUCUUGGUGUUCAGCCCUCCGGAGCUCGGGACCAAAGCCGCUCGCCAAUGAAGCUGUCGUUGCUUCAAGCUUCUGCUAAACGCCCCGCUUCGCCAGUUAAGAGCGCCAUUGCGUACAAAGCCCCUGCUCCUACUAUGCUUUCCACACCACUACCUCCAGCAGACGCGUCUAUGGAGACCAAGGAAGGAGAGGAGGGUAUGGACGAGAUGGAAAUGGCCCUCAAUGAGAUGGAGGCGGAAAUGAUGCCUGACUCACCCACGAGACUCCGCUUCCCGGGCAGGCUGUCUGCAGUCCUCCCUCGUCACGCCGAUCCUGUUCUCAACGAGGCUAUGCUCACCGUCCUUGAAUCAGGAGAGGGAGACGAUGACGUAGAGGGUCAAGCUGUAGAGUCCAUCGCAGAGACGGAAGAGAUUGUCGAAGAUACUGGCGACCCAAUGGAGGUGGACGAGCCUGAGAUGGAGCAGCCCGGCUCUGCAAGCACCACUCCUCCUCAGUCGCCUCCAAAGCAACGACUUGGCAUGUUUGACUUGCGUCAAAAGGACCUGGCCCCGUAUGACGAGGUUUCAGAGUCUGAAGACGAGCUUGCGUCGAGUGGCUUGCGGAGUAGAUCCUCACCAUCUGCUAUUCUGGGCACGCCUUGCCCUGCAUCUUCCAAGUCAACACGGAGUAGGACGUCGAAUGUUUACUCGAAGAAGCUCCGCACUUCCAACUUUGGCUUUACGCCUCUCGCUAAGCAGCUGAGUGAGUGGACGGGUGCCAGUCCGCUGAAGUCGGGAAGCCAGCGCCAGACACCCCCUCGCACCGCAUCAGAGGUCGAGAACGCUUCUGCUGAGGAGUCCCCUGUGAAGAAUACGUUCUUUGAAGACGAGAUGUCUGUGCGGCCCGAGCCAGUGGAUGAAGGAUCCGUAACGCCUGAGGUGGAGGAGCCGGUCUUUGAUGACGUUCCUGUCAUUGAGGAGGACAUGGCUCUGGCAGCGGAGGCGAAUGAGAUGUCGCUUAUGGAGCCUGAGCAGGUUGAGGAUCUGCUGAAUCUGGACACGCCGGAUGACAGCAUGUCGGAAGCAAGCCAGGAGUACGGCGAUGAGAAUGCGGUCCCAAUCGACCCUGCUCUUCAGAGCGGCUCGGACCCUAUGGUCCCUCCCGUCACACCGAAGCGCAUGGUUAUGCGCGAGUUCCACACUGUAUCGAAGGUGCCUCUGAAGGCAGCGGACGACUCAACUCCUCGUCCAGUUCUGAAGAAGCGCAGUCACAGCAUCUCACGCCUUCCUGUCCAGCGACCAACACAGGGCCUCACUAGGAGUGCGACUGUCAUUUCCUAUUCUCCCAUGAAGAAGAGACGGGAGUCAACCGUCUUCGACACCGUCGACGAUGAGGAGGAACAGCCACGUGCUGGGUCUGCUCCUCCUGUGACGCCGACCAAGUCCGAGGUUGGUUGGUCCACUGCUGGAACUCCCGCCCGUACUCCUCGUCGCGAUGUAAACCCAGCCCUGCUGAGCGGCGCGGUUGUGUUUGUUGAUGUCCACACUAGCGAAGGAGCCGACGCGAGUGGCAUCUUCGUGGAGUUGCUUAGCCAGAUGGGAGCCCGCUGCGUCAAGAGCUGGCCGUGGAAUCCCAGCAGUCCCCCUAGCAAGGAGUCGGCUGCUUCGGGCUCGCACAAAGUUGGCAUCACCCAUGUUGUCUACAAGGAUGGUGGUAAGCGGACUUUGGAGAAGGUUCGCGAGAGUGACGGAGUCGUCCAGUGCGUUGGAGUCAGCUGGGUUCUUGACUGUGAGCGAGAGAACGAAUGGCUUGAUGAAGCCCCGUACUACAUUGACACUUCGUUGGUUCCUCGUGGUGGUCAUCGCCGCCGUAAGAGCAUGGAGCCAAGAGCCUUUGCCAACCUCAAUGGCAUGCUUGUCCCGACUCCCGUGAAGAACGGAGGUAGCGGUACUGCUCGACAGUCUCAGUCUCUUCCUGCUACACCGGUCAACCGCCGUGACAGCGCUCUCUGGAUGCAUACUCCAGAGGACGAGGAUGAUGAGAACCAUGAUCAGGAUGGUAUCCACGAGGAUGACUGGGAAGUUGCCGAUAUGCUGACUCCCGUCCCCGUUACGCCUGCCCCCGAGGUUAUUGCGCGCUUUGCAUUGAACGUAACUCCGGAGACACCAUCCACUGAUAUUGACGACGAAGAUCCGCUCGCAGCGAGAGAGGUGCUGAUGACUCGCACCUGUCCCCCGAAACCGAGCGCAUGCCAGCAGCUGGGAGAGGGCAUUCUGCGCAAGGAGAAAGACCAGGGUGUGAUGAUGCGCCUAAUGGCUGCUCGACGCAAGAGCUUGCAGUUUGCCCCUAAGAUCGGAAGCCCGUUGGCGAAGGCUUGGAACUAA
Messenger RNA from Phaeoacremonium minimum UCRPA7, 3480 nucleotides. RefSeq names its product putative signal transducer protein. The transcript has 2 exons. Gene Ontology annotation, biological process: mitotic cell cycle. Lineage: Eukaryota; Fungi; Ascomycota; Sordariomycetes; Togniniales; Togniniaceae. The coding region runs from base 1 to 3480 and encodes 1159 amino acids. The record is from RefSeq and is a predicted model, not a curated record.